Molecule: messenger RNA, 891 nt
Organism: Ceutorhynchus assimilis (cabbage seed weevil)
Lineage: Eukaryota; Metazoa; Arthropoda; Insecta; Coleoptera; Curculionidae
Source: the annotation of a GenBank genome assembly
AUGGACGUGGAAAAACUUAUUCAAGAAGUUUAUUUACGAACACCAAUAUGGGAUCAAAAAAUUCCUUCUUACCACAACCGCGAUUUAAUUGCGAAAUUAUGGCAAGAAGUGUCCACAGCAUGUGGAAUUACAGUAGAUGUCGCCAAGCCAAAGUGGAAACAUUUACGGGACAACUUCCGUGCGGAACUAAAAAAAGCUUGGAAGAAGAAGAAAUCUGGGGAUGCGGGAGGCAGUCAGGCAUGCGAAUCAUCGUGGGUAUGGUUUAAGAAUAUGCUCUUUUUAAAAGAUCAAAUGACUGGGAGAAAGAUGCAAAGUAAUCUACCCCUACCCGUCCAGGAAACAGAAUUAUUUGAUGAUCAAGAAUCGCAAGAAAAUACGGAUGUUAAUCCUGAAAAAGAAGAAAAUCGAGAACAGGAGCAGGUUGCAGAUACGCACAAUGAAGACGAAAUGCCAGGCACAAGCAAAUCCAUAUCUGAUAAAAAAACAAAACGAGCUCGUAAUACUUCAUUAAAUAGUGCUCUUCUGGACCUCGAAAAAAAGAAAAUUAAGCUGAUAGAAAGUCAUCUGCAAAAUUCACAAACAUCCUUUCCCCAAGAUGAUUGUCAUCAAUUUUUAAUGAGUCUGCAUAAACCGCUAAUCAGUUUACCCAUUGACCGUCAAAUGUACGUUAGAUUCAAAUUCCAAGAGCUAAUUUUUCAGGAAACGAAUAACGCAGUAAAUUGUCAAUAUUUGGAUAAUAGGUCUAUUCAGCAUUCACAACAUAGCAGUAGAAGUAGAAUGUCGACGUCUUCUCCUGCUGAAUACAGUGACUCACAGUCUCGUACGUCAUUCACGCCUAUUCAUCACACAGAACAUAUCAAUCCAUUGUCACCGCCGACAUCUUCUGUUUAG